Messenger RNA from Myiozetetes cayanensis, 3802 nucleotides. It is a transcript of the gene ADAD1, whose product is annotated as adenosine deaminase domain containing 1. Gene Ontology annotation, biological process: RNA processing; adenosine to inosine editing. NCBI's taxonomy places the organism in Eukaryota, Metazoa, Chordata, Aves, Passeriformes, Tyrannidae. The record is from RefSeq and is a predicted model, not a curated record. The transcript has 12 exons. The coding region runs from base 703 to 2412 and encodes 569 amino acids. Gene Ontology annotation, molecular function: double-stranded RNA adenosine deaminase activity; double-stranded RNA binding; tRNA-specific adenosine deaminase activity. Gene Ontology annotation, cellular component: cytoplasm; nucleolus.
GGGGCAGAUUUCACUACACUUGCUGUUAAAUUCUGCAUUCUUUGUGCCUACUAUCAGUGGUAUAUCCUUCUCCCCAAGCUUUGUUAACCUCCCCCGAGGUCUGAGAUGAUCGGAGCGUGUCAAGCCCCUAAACCUUAACGAGGCAAUUCUACCAGCAAGUGAUUUGUUUUUUCUAACACCUGGACAUCACUUUGAGCUUCUUAAUUGCUGUUUCGCGGACUAAGUCCCCCUUCUUGUCGAUUAGGCUUGAACAUAUACAAAGAUCAAACGUUAAAGACCACCCUUUAUUAAGAUAAUGUCACAUAUCCCUCAUGCCGCAAGAGCAGCCCCGCGCUCCCCUCAGCUCCCCCCUCAGCCCUUCGCGCCUCGGCCGCUCCCCGUCGCCGGAAGCUGCCUCACACGAAAUGGCGGGAGGGGCUGGGCGGCGACCUCCCCGCCUCUAAGAGCCCGCCGGACAGAGGUUCUGGCAGGGUGGUCUGAGGUGUUGUGAGGGCUCCUCGGCUGUCCGAACCCACCCCCUCAGGGCGGUUUGAAGUGCUGUGAGGGAGCCUCGGCUGUCCGAACCUAUCGCCUCAGGGCGGCAGGGACCUCCCUCCCCCGCGCCUCGACCCUCGUUUCCCCUCAGGCGCGCUCCGCCUGCCCGCCGGCUGCGGGCGCUGAGGAACCAUCCCCAGCGGGACGAACCCAGCAGGUUGGUAGAAAAUGGCGAGCAGCAAUGGCUGUUUUCGGGGUGCUAGGGUGCCCGCCUUUGACACCACACCAAAAAGGAUUUUGCCACCUGAGGGUUUCAGGCGGGCACUGAGGAAGAAACUCGAGGAGCCCGUGACUGCAGGGCUGAAUCCUCCACCUUCCGAGUGGCGCAGUCAACCAGAGGUGAUGCAAAAUCCAGGGGCACACGCACCCCCGUUGUCAGCACUUCCUUCACAGAAACACCUAAAGGAGUUGACUGCAAAAUAUAAAGAGGGAGCAAUAAACUCAGUGUCUGCCUUGCAUCUGUUUGCCCAAAUGCAUAACAUACAACUUCAGUUGAAAGAAACUAGUGUGGCAGGUGAUAUCAUCAGGCCUUAUUUUGCCUUUUGUGCUGUGGUAAAUGGUGUUUGCUACAAGACUGGGCUGGGAAAAAACAAGAAGGAAGCUAAAUUAAAUGCAGCUAAACUGGCUCUUGCUGAGCUACUUAGCUUGGAGAAUACAGAGGAAAACUCUGAAGAUUCAGAUUUUCCUGGUGUUCCUGCUGAGCUCCAAACUCCAGCAAACUCUGCUUGUGUUUCAAGGACCUGUGUUGGAGGACGGUCUAUAUAUCUGAAACUUUCACAAACACUGGAAGAAGUAUUUACCAGCCUGACUGCCCAGCACCCCGAGUACCAAAGCUGUGGGAGUUCACUGGCUGCCUUCAUCAUCGAGAAAGGUGGACAGCACGAGGUUGUGGCUCUGGGAACAGGGGAGUGUAAUUACAGCCGGCGCCUGGAGCCCUGCGGCAGAGUGUUGCACGACAGCCACGCCAUCGUCACUGCCAGGCGUUCCCUGCUUAGAUAUUUGUACAGACAUCUCUUGCUGUUCUAUAAUAAAAACCCAUCAAAGGCAGAGAGAUCCAUAUUUUGUACAGCACCAGGCUCCAAACUGCUCACCCUAAAGCAAAAUACAACUCUCUCUCUCUACAUGAACCAGCUUCCAAAAGGAACUGCUCAGUUAAAGUCAGAUUUACAUCUCACUCCACAAUCUGUAUCUGCUUACGAAGCCAGUGAACAACUGAGUCUCCAUGUUGCUCUGGAAGGCAGGAUUUACCUGGCUGUUUGUUGUCCCCCUAAAACUGUCCGAGUGAGCAGCAUGUCGGGCAGUGACAAGCUGACAAAAUGGGAGGUGGUUGGUCUUCAGGGAGCCUUGCUGAGUCACUUCAUUGAACCAGUGUAUAUCAACAAUAUUCUUGUGGGAAAUGGAAAUUGUAAGGAUACAAAAGGACUAGAAAUAACUAUAAAGAAGCGUCUUGAUGAUGAACUUGUAUCAAAGCUUCCCAUGCCUUACCUGGUCAACAGAUCUCAUAUUUACUUGGUGAAAGCUGCACAGCCCGUUCAAACAGAUUUAAGCCAGCGGUCUCUUAGUCUGAAUUGGACGUUGACAGAUGCAUCCGUGGAGGUUGUGGAUGGGAUAAGUGGAAAAACCAUUGAAAGCUCCCCGUUCCGGAGCAGCACCUGCAUGGCCAGCCGCCUCUGCAAGGCCGCCAUGUUCAGUCGCUUCAGGCUGCUCUCCAAGGAAGCGGGACGGAGUGAUCUGCUUCGGAUUGCAACCUACCACGAAGCCAAGGCUGAAUCUCAACUGUACCAAGAAGCUAAAAGCUUGCUGCAGACCUACUUAGAGCAGCACAGCUAUGGAUCCUGGAUCAUGAAGUCUCCACAUAUUGAACAGUUCAGUAACUGACUGGGAGGUGGAUUGUGUGUGAAGUCAGUUUGGAACAUCUAUUUCAGUAGACUAAUAGUUCUGAUUAGUAAAAUGUUUAAUUGUAAGUUUGUAUUCAGAGGAAGAAAAUCAUUCCAGAACUGUUUCUUUUCAGUUUAAAUGCAGUUGUGAAAUCAUCUGUAACAGUUCAGUCUAUUCCUAAAGUUGAUGUUUUUUCAGAGGUAGGAGUAUCCAACAGUUUUGUAAUUUCAGCUCCCUCACCCCCACUCACACAAUCCCACCUCAUGGAGUCACUAACAUGUUUUUUUCCUAAUUGUUUCAGAAUUUCUGUAUACUGAUUUCUUCUUUUCCCCUACCUUUUUCAUAUAUUUCUUUCAAGAAAGAAAAAAAUACCAGUAAAGGCUGGAUUUUGUAAAAAAGAAAAAAAAGCUUACCAAUGUGAAAAUCUGUUUCAGAAACAACAGUGAGCAGUUUGUGCUCUAUCUCUGUAGGCAUCCAUCCUUUGGUAGUUCUUCAAAGAGUAUUUUGUGUAGUGUGGGUUUGCCAAAUGGCUUUUAGUUUACCAUAUACUGUUUGUGGUAGAAGGGUUAAAAAGUAGUCUGUGUACUUGCAAAUGUGAAACUUCGAGUUACCAGCUGUCAAUCAAGUGUGAAGUGCCAAUCACUGGCUAUUGAUGGUGGAUUUAAAGUGUUCUACGGGUGUCAAAGCUGUAAGUAGGAAAAUAAUGUGAUGUGGUAUGGAAGUCACCAGAAACAAGGCUCCUUCAACCUUUCUGGACUGCCCCAGAACCCGUCAAUGUUAGUGCUUGUGGAUGAGUUGGACUCCUCCCCACCCUCAGAUGACUUCAUCACUGUGCUGACAAGUCCUCACAAAAUUUUCUGUGUACAUGAUGAUCUGAAAAACGGUACCCAUCAAGGGGGAAGUUGCUUCCUUGUGACUUCUGGUAAGAAUAUGGUAACGUUGGGAUAAAGUUGAAAAGGAUGUUAAAUGCCAUACUUGGGUUUUGUGUGGUGAUGUGAAAUACUACUGUGUUUAAACUACAUAAUACACUUCGAUUAUGUUACUUGAUUUUUGUGCAUCAUCCAAGUGUGGAAAGCUGUUACAGGAUUCUAAACAAACUCCUCUUUCUAGUAUUUCUUUUUCCUUAAUCUGAUUUUGUAACUAGUAUGUGGAGUUGCUUCUGAGAAUGAUCUUAUGCUGGACUUGUCAAGUUGUUGAAACUCACUGACUUGCUACUACUUGGUUCUUGGCCUUUUUGUUUUCGCUAAUUUGAUCUUUGGUUUUCUGUAACUAUCCUUUAACUUGGGAGGUUGUGUGGUGGUGUUUGUUUUGUUUGUGGCACUUAACUCCUCAUGCUCUUUGCUCCAUGUAAUGUGUGUUUUUCUAAGAAUGCUGGAGAAUGACCAUCAUA